AUGCCGGGAAGAACGGCCGGACUCGGCGGGUUUGCUCAGGUAACGGACUGUUUGUACAUCGGCAACAGCAGAGCGGCAGGCGACUCUUCGCUCGUCCGUUCUCUGAACAUCACUUGCGUCAUCAACGCGACGCGGGACGCGAGCGGCGCGAACGUUCCUGGCGUGGAAUACGUGCACGUGCCCGUCGCCGACGACCCCGAAUCCGGACUCGGGGACUAUUUUGACAGCGUUGCUGACGAGAUACGGCGCGUCGGCGAUGGAGACGGACGCGUGCUGCUUCACUGUAAGGCGGGCGUCAGUCGCUCGGCGGCGCUGUGUCUGGCGUAUCUGAUGAAACACCGCCGCCUGACGCUGGCGGAGGCGCACGCGCUGCUCAGGUCGCUCAGGCCCAUAGUGAGACCUAACGGCGGCUUCUGGAGGCAGCUGAUCGAGUACGAGCACAGAUUACACGGCAAGAACACAGUCAGCAUGAUCGACUCGCCUGUGGGACCCGUUCCAGAUCUGUAUGAGAGAGAAACGAGAGGCUUGAUUGCGCUUUAGGAAAUGAACUACUGACCGUCAUACAUUUGCCUUUCCUGUUAUUUCAUUCAUAUUUGAAUGAUUUUGGACUAAUGUAUUACAUGUUUCUCUCAAAAUGUAUCACGGAGUGGUGUUUCGGCCAGAAGCAACAGUUUACAGUUAAAACGUCCUUUUUAGUUUCUUACAAACACAAAAGUUCUGGUUUCACAAGAUGGUACCAGAUGGAUUGGAGUUGUGGAUUACUUAUAGAUUAUUGUGAUGGUUUUAUCAGCUCUUUAGAGUCUCAUUCUGACGGCACCCAUUCACUGCAGGGCAUCCAUUGGUGAUGUAACUGACUUUAUACAUUCACUAAAUAUCUUCUUUGGUACCCGAUUAUUAAAAUGAUUUCAAAUACUGCUUAAAAAUGGAGGUUAGUUUUGAGUAAGCUCUAGCAUCUGCCAAAGCCACCUGGUUUGAUAUUUUUGUUGGCCAAAAAUGAAAUUCAUAUAUUUUAGUCUGGCUUUAAGUGUUCCAAUAUAUUUUGAGCCAGUGUAUUAUCAAAGAUUUUUGUGGUUUAAACAAGAAUGUUUUUUUAUUACCAACAAUAUCCGUCAACAAAGUUCUCUUGUAAGUUCUGAAAGGCUAAAACAAAAGUGCAUCACUGUGUUUGGGGAAAAUAAACUUGAAUCCGAAAUCAACAUCUCAUACACUGUAAAAUAUAUCAUAAGUUGUUAAUAAAGAUUAUUAGAGUUUAUACUAUGGGGCCACUGAAUGCUUGAAUGUGAUUGGCUGACAGACAUUUAAGGCGUGCGAUUAUUUUCAAGGAGAACGUAAUUCCAGGCAGCUCUUUAACCGCAUUACAAACAAAAACUCGACUCUUCUGUAGUUCUAUUUUGUAGUAAGGCCAGCAGAAAAUGAAAAGUUGUGAUUUUCUAGGCUUAUGACUAGGAACUAUACUAUAUAUUUGCUGGCGUACCAUUGCUUGUGGAAAAUAGUCCCCAGCUUGCAAGACAAGCUCCUUGUGCAAGAGGGUCUGGGUUUUUUCAGAUGAUGCUCUGAUGAUUUUAUCAUUGACAUUAACUGAAGAACAGCUUGUUUUCUCACAAGCGAGGAAGCAACGUUGCUUGAGAUGUGGAAGAAAUAAUCCUACUCACAAUAGGUUAAGUACAAAAACCUGACAAAUACCUUGAAAUCAACAUAAUUGGGAGAAAGGUUGAUUCAUAAUACCUGUUUGUUAAAGCAUGUAUUAUCUUAUUAAAUUACAUAUUUAGCAUGUUUUUGUGUUUGGAAUGUGUGUAUUUCCAGCAAUAUUUUAUUAGACUUGCACACCCUGUACGUGAAUAUUUGAUAUGUGGAAAUAAAGUGACUGGCACGAA
Molecule: messenger RNA, 1874 nt
Organism: Puntigrus tetrazona (Sumatra barb)
Lineage: Eukaryota; Metazoa; Chordata; Actinopteri; Cypriniformes; Cyprinidae
Exons: 1
Coding region: 1-540 (179 amino acids)
Biological process (GO): protein dephosphorylation
Molecular function (GO): MAP kinase tyrosine/serine/threonine phosphatase activity
Source: RefSeq, a predicted model, not a curated record